Molecule: messenger RNA, 303 nt
Organism: Lactuca virosa
Lineage: Eukaryota; Viridiplantae; Streptophyta; Magnoliopsida; Asterales; Asteraceae
Source: the annotation of a GenBank genome assembly
AUGUACGAAUCGAUCCAUACUCACCAAAGCAAACCAAAUCUCUAUCGUCUAUCUCAUCUCUACCGUCUCUCUCUUGGCGGCGUUGCUGAUCUCUUCGGUGCGCAUGGUGGCGAGCGUCCACCACUACCUCCUUUGCACAAAUACCUGAUCCACGUCACCUGCCAAGCUUCCGCCUAUGUCGUCGGAGUAGCCGGAUGGGCCACCGGACUGAAACUCGGCAGCGACUCCGUGGGAAUCGAAUACAACACUCACCGCAACAUCCGGAAUCGCACUUUUUUCCCUAGGAACCAUUCAGGCAUUUGA